ACUGGCCGUGCCGGUUUUCUUUCUUUUUCUUUUUGUCUUUUCUUUUUUGAUUUGCUGGAUCCGCCAUAUUGACGAGGCUGUGGUACCCAAGGCUGCGGAAGCUACUAGACUCCGCCGGUGGCGGAGCCGCAACCUCUCGGCCCUGGCUUGGGAUGCUCCCAGGUUAGGCCUCAUCCCGGACCGAGCUUUUGCAUUUUGCCUCCCGCCUCCGCGUGUCCUGCUACGCAGAAGACUCCUGUGUUGUGUUUGGUUAUGCAAUGGUCUCUGCAAGAUGUUUUAUUCUUGAAUUUGAACCUUUUAAGACUGACAAAUGCUGGUACUUCAUCUUCUAUAAGUGGACUAUAAUUUCUUUUCUUAAGACAACUACAUAAGCAGACAAAAUUGCAAAGAUCUGCCCUGUGUCGAGUAUGACAGCCACGACUCGUGGCUCUCCAGUUGGAGGGAAUGACAACCAGGGCCAAGCCCCUGAUGGACAGUCUCAGCCUCCCCUCCAACAGAAUCAGACUUCAUCGCCUGAUUCGUCCAAUGAAAAUUCCCCUGCAACUCCUCCUGAUGAGCAAGGUCAAGGUGAUGCUCCUCCACAGAUUGAAGAUGAGGAACCUGCAUUUCCACACACUGACUUGGCAAAGUUAGAUGAUAUGAUCAACAGGCCUCGAUGGGUCGUUCCAGUUUUGCCAAAAGGGGAGUUAGAAGUGCUUUUAGAAGCUGCUAUCGAUCUUAGUAAGAAAGGCCUUGAUGUUAAAAGUGAAGCAUGUCAGCGAUUUUUCCGAGAUGGGCUAACAAUCUCAUUCACAAAAAUCCUUACAGAUGAAGCAGUGAGUGGCUGGAAGUUUGAAAUUCAUAGAUGUAUUAUUAACAAUACUCAUCGCCUGGUGGAGCUAUGUGUGGCUAAGUUAGCCCAAGAUUGGUUUCCGCUUCUAGAACUUCUUGCCAUGGCCUUAAAUCCUCAUUGCAAAUUCCAUAUCUACAAUGGUACACGUCCCUGCGAGUCAGUGUCCUCAAGUGUUCAGUUGCCUGAAGAUGAACUCUUUGCUCGUUCUCCAGAUCCUCGAUCACCAAAAGGUUGGCUAGUGGAUCUCCUCAACAAAUUUGGCACUUUAAAUGGAUUCCAGAUACUGCACGAUCGUUUUAUUAAUGGAUCAGCAUUAAAUGUUCAGAUAAUUGCAGCCCUUAUUAAACCGUUUGGACAGUGCUAUGAGUUUGUUACCCUUCACACGGUGAAAAAAUACUUUCUUCCAAUAAUAGAAAUGGUUCCACAGUUUUUAGAAAACUUAACUGAUGAAGAGCUAAAGAAAGAAGCAAAGAAUGAAGCCAAAAAUGAUGCUCUUUCAAUGAUUAUUAAAUCAUUGAAGAAUUUAGCUUCACGAGUUCCUGGACAAGAAGAAACUGUAAAGAACUUAGAAAUAUUUAGGUUAAAAAUGAUACUUAGAUUGUUGCAAAUUUCUUCUUUCAAUGGAAAGAUGAAUGCACUGAAUGAGGUUAAUAAGGUGAUUUCCAGUGUGUCGUACUAUACCCAUCGGCAUGGCAGCUCUGAGGAAGAAGAGUGGCUCACAGCAGAGAGAAUGGCUGAAUGGAUACAGCAGAACAACAUUUUAUCCAUAGUUUUACGAGAUAGUCUUCAUCAACCACAAUAUGUAGAGAAACUCGAAAAGAUUCUGCGCUUUGUCAUAAAAGAAAAAGCUCUGACCUUGCAAGAUCUUGAUAACAUCUGGGCAGCACAGGCAGGGAAACAUGAAGCCAUUGUAAAGAAUGUACAUGAUCUACUGGCCAAAUUGGCAUGGGAUUUUUCUCCUGAACAGCUUGAUCAUCUUUUUGAUUGCUUUAAGGCCAGUUGGACAAAUGCAAGUAAAAAGCAACGUGAAAAGCUCCUUGAGCUGAUUCGUCGUCUUGCAGAAGAUGAUAAAGAUGGUGUGAUGGCACAUAAAGUGUUGAACCUUCUGUGGAAUCUAGCUCACAGUGAUGAUGUGCCUGUAGAUAUCAUGGACUUGGCUCUCAGUGCUCACAUCAAAAUACUAGAUUAUAGUUGCUCCCAGGACCGGGACACCCAAAAGAUCCAGUGGAUAGAUCGCUUCAUAGAAGAACUUCGCACAAAUGACAAAUGGGUCAUUCCUGCACUGAAACAAAUAAGAGAAAUUUGUAGUUUGUUUGGUGAAGCACCUCAAAAUUUGAGUUCUUCUCGUUUCAGUCAAAGUCAGCGAAGUCCUCAUGUAUUUUAUCGCCAUGACUUAAUCAAUCAACUUCAGCACAAUCAUGCCCUAGUUACUUUGGUAGCAGAAAACCUUGCAACUUACAUGGAAAGUAUGAGAAUGUAUGGCAGAGACAAUGAAGACUAUGACCCACAAACUGUGAGACUGGGAAGUAGAUAUAGUCAUGUUCAAGAAGUCCAAGAACGGCUUAACUUCCUUAGGUUUUUAUUGAAGGAUGGCCAGCUGUGGCUGUGUGCUCCUCAGGCAAAACAAAUAUGGAAGUGCUUAGCAGAGAAUGCAGUUUAUCUUUGUGAUCGUGAAGCCUGUUUUAAGUGGUAUUCCAAAUUAAUGGGAGAUGAACCAGACUUAGAUCCUGAUAUCAAUAAGGACUUCUUUGAAAGCAAUGUGCUUCAGCUUGAUCCUUCCUUAUUAACUGAAAAUGGGAUGAAAUGUUUUGAGAGAUUCUUCAAAGCUGUGAAUUGUCGAGAAGGAAAACUGGUAGCAAAAAGAAGAGCAUAUAUGAUGGAUGAUUUGGAAUUGAUAGGAUUAGACUAUCUUUGGAGGGUUGUAAUUCAGAGUAAUGAUGAUAUUGCCUGCCGAGCUAUUGAUCUCCUUAAAGAGAUAUACACAAACCUUGGUCCAAGGCUGCAGGUCAAUCAGGUGGUGAUCCAUGAAGACUUCAUUCAGUCUUGCUUUGAUCGUUUGAAAGCCUCUUAUGACACAUUGUGUGUUUUGGAUGGUGACAAAGACAGUAUUAAUUGUGCAAGACAGGAAGCUGUUCGAAUGGUCCGAGUAUUAACUGUUCUAAGAGAAUAUAUAAAUGAAUGUGACAGUGAUUAUCAUGAAGAAAGAACAAUUUUGCCUAUGUCCAGAGCUUUCCGUGGUAAACACCUCUCUUUUAUAGUUCGAUUUCCAAACCAGGGCAGACAAGUAGAUGACUUGGAGGUUUGGUCUCAUACAAAUGAUACCAUUGGUUCAGUUCGACGAUGUAUACUCAAUCGCAUUAAAGCCAAUGUAGCUCAUACAAAAAUUGAACUCUUUGUUGGUGGUGAGCUUAUUGAUCCUGGAGAUGACAGAAAGUUGAUUGGACAAUUAAACCUAAAAGAUAAAUCACUAAUUACAGCCAAACUUACACAAAUAAGCUCCAAUAUGCCUUCAAGUCCUGAUAGCUCCUCUGACUCCUCAACUGGAUCUCCUGGAAACCAUGGUAAUCAUUACAGUGAUGGCCCCAAUCCAGAAGUGGAAAGCUGUUUGCCUGGAGUGAUAAUGUCACUUCAUCCCAGAUACAUCUCUUUCCUUUGGCAAGUUGCAGACUUGGGGAGCAGCCUAAAUAUGCCACCUCUUAGAGAUGGAGCAAGAGUGCUUAUGAAACUUAUGCCGCCAGAUAGUACAACAAUAGAAAAAUUGAGAGCUAUUUGUUUGGACCAUGCCAAACUUGGAGAAAGCAGCCUUAGUCCAUCUCUUGACUCACUUUUCUUUGGUCCUUCAGCCUCACAAGUGCUAUACCUAACAGAGGUAGUCUAUGCCUUGUUAAUGCCUGCUGGUGCACCACUGGCUGAUGAUUCUUCUGAUUUUCAGUUUCACUUCUUGAAAAGUGGUGGUCUGCCCCUUGUCCUGAGUAUGCUAACCAGAAAUAACUUCCUACCAAAUGCAGAUAUGGAAACUCGAAGGGGUGCCUACCUCAAUGCUCUUAAAAUAGCCAAACUGUUACUAACUGCCAUUGGCUAUGGUCAUAUUCGUGCUGUGGCAGAAGUUGUAGAAGGCGUGAAUCCUAUGACAUCGGUCAACCAAGUAACUCAUGAUCAAGCAGUGGUGCUACAAAGUGCCCUUCAGAGCAUUCCUAACCCAUCAUCUGAAUGCAUGCUUAGAAAUGUGUCUGUUCGUCUUGCUCAGCAGAUUUCUGAUGAGGCUUCAAGAUAUAUGCCUGAUAUUUGCGUAAUUAGAGCUAUACAAAAAAUUAUUUGGACAUCAGGAUGUGGGGGAUUACAGCUGGUAUUCAGCCCAAAUGAAGAAGUCACAAAAAUUUAUGAGAAGACCAAUGCAGGCAAUGAGCCAGACCUUGAAGAUGAACAGGUUUGCUGUGAAGCAUUGGAGGUGAUGACACUGUGUUUCGCCUUGAUUCCAACAGCCUUAGAUGCUCUAAGUAAAGAUAAAGCUUGGCAAGCCUUCAUUAUUGACAUACUGUUGCACUGUCACAGCAAAACUGUUCGUCAAGUGGCACAGGAACAAUUCUUCUUAAUGUGCACCAGAUGUUGCAUGGGACACAGGCCUCUUCUUUUCUUCAUUACUCUGCUCUUUACUGUUUUGGGGAGCACAGCCAGAGAGAGAGCUAAACAUUCAGGCGACUACUUUACUCUUUUAAGGCAUCUUCUUAAUUACGCUUACAACAGUAACAUUAAUGUACCCAAUGCUGAAGUUCUUCUAAAUAAUGAAAUUGAUUGGCUUAAAAGAAUUAGGGAUGAUGUUAAAAGAACAGGUGAUACAGGUGUUGAAGAGACAAUCUUAGAAGGACACCUUGGAGUUACAAAGGAACUGCUGGCUUUUCAGACUCCAGAGAAAAAGUUUCAUAUUGGUUGUGAAAAGGGAGGUGCUAAUCUCAUUAAAGAAUUAAUCGACGAUUUCAUCUUUCCUGCAUCCAAUGUUUACCUGCAGUAUAUGAGAAAUGGAGAACUCCCUGCUGAGCAGGCCAUUCCUGUCUGUGGCUCACCAGCCACAAUUAAUGCUGGUUUUGAGUUACUUGUGGCAUUAGCUGUUGGCUGUGUGAGGAACCUUAAACAGAUAGUAGAUUCUUUGACUGAAAUGUAUUACAUUGGUACAGCAAUAACUACUUGUGAAGCACUUACUGAGUGGGAAUACCUGCCACCUGUUGGACCCCGCCCACCAAAAGGAUUUGUGGGGCUGAAAAAUGCUGGUGCUACUUGUUACAUGAAUUCUGUGAUUCAGCAACUCUAUAUGAUUCCCGCUAUCAGGAACGGUAUUCUUGCAAUUGAAGGCACAGGUAGUGAUGUAGAUGAUGAUAUGUCUGGGGAUGAGAAGCAGGACAAUGAGAGCAAUGUUGAUCCCAGGGAUGAUGUGUUUGGAUAUCCUCAACAAUUUGAAGACAAACCACCACUGAGUAAAACAGAAGAUAGGAAAGAGUACAAUAUUGGUGUUCUAAGACACCUUCAGGUUAUCUUUGGCCAUUUAGCUGCUUCUCGACUACAGUACUACGUGCCCAGAGGAUUUUGGAAACAGUUCAGGCUUUGGGGUGAGCCUGUUAAUCUUCGUGAACAACAUGAUGCUUUAGAGUUCUUUAAUUCAUUGGUGGAUAGUUUAGAUGAGGCUUUAAAAGCCUUAGGGCAUCCAGCUAUGCUAAGUAAAGUUUUGGGAGGUUCCUUUGCUGAUCAGAAAAUUUGCCAAGGCUGCCCACAUAGGUACGAAUGUGAAGAAUCUUUUACAACUCUGAAUGUAGACAUUAGAAACCACCAAAAUCUUCUUGAUUCUUUGGAACAGUAUGUCAAAGGAGAUUUACUAGAAGGGGCAAAUGCUUAUCAUUGUGAAAAGUGCAAUAAAAAGGUUGAUACUGUAAAGCGCUUGCUAAUUAAAAAAUUGCCUCCUGUUCUUGCUAUCCAACUAAAACGAUUCGAUUAUGACUGGGAAAGAGAAUGUGCAAUCAAGUUCAAUGAUUACUUUGAAUUUCCUCGAGAGUUAGACAUGGAACCUUACACAGUUGCAGGUGUUGCUAAACUGGAGGGAGAUAAUGUCAACCCAGAAAGUCAGCUGAUACAACAGAAUGAGCAGUCUGAAAGCGAGAAAGCAGGAAGCACAAAAUACAGACUUGUGGGUGUGCUCGUGCACAGUGGCCAAGCAAGUGGGGGACAUUACUAUUCUUACAUCAUUCAGAGGAAUGGAGGGGAUGGUGAAAAAAAUCGUUGGUAUAAAUUUGAUGAUGGAGAUGUAACAGAGUGUAAAAUGGAUGACGAUGAAGAAAUGAAAAACCAGUGUUUUGGUGGCGAGUACAUGGGAGAAGUAUUUGAUCACAUGAUGAAGCGCAUGUCGUACAGGCGUCAGAAAAGGUGGUGGAAUGCAUAUAUACUUUUUUAUGAACGAAUGGACACAAUAGGUCAUGAUGAUGAGGUGAUAAGAUACAUAUCAGAGAUUGCUAUCACCACAAGGCCUCAUCAGAUUGUUAUGCCAUCAGCCAUUGAAAGAAGUGUUCGGAAGCAGAAUGUUCAGUUCAUGCACAACCGAAUGCAGUAUAGUUUGGAAUAUUUUCAGUUUAUGAAAAAGCUACUUACAUGUAAUGGUGUUUACUUAAACCCUCCUCCAGGGCAAGAUCACCUGUCUCCUGAAGCAGAAGAAAUCACUAUGAUUAGUAUUCAGCUUGCUGCUAGGUUCCUUUUUACUACAGGAUUUCAUACAAAGAAAAUAGUCCGAGGAUCCGCCAGUGAUUGGUAUGAUGCAUUGUGUAUUCUCCUGCGUCACAGCAAGAAUGUGCGAUUUUGGUUUGCUCACAAUGUCCUUUUUAAUGUUUCAAAUCGAUUCUCUGAGUACCUUUUGGAAUGCCCUAGUGCAGAAGUGAGAGGCGCAUUUGCAAAACUUAUUGUCUUCAUUGCACAUUUUUCCUUACAAGACGGGCCUUGUCCUUCACCUUUUGCAUCUCCUGGACCUUCUAGUCAGGCUUAUGACAACUUAAGUUUGAGUGACCACUUAUUAAGAGCAGUACUAAAUCUCUUGAGGAGGGAGGUUUCAGAGCAUGGACGUCAUUUACAGCAGUAUUUCAACUUGUUUGUAAUGUAUGCCAAUUUAGGAGUGGCAGAGAAAACACAGCUGCUCAAACUGAGUGUACCUGCUACCUUUAUGCUUGUGUCCUUAGAUGAAGGUCCUGGUCCUCCAAUUAAAUAUCAGUAUGCUGAAUUAGGCAAAUUAUACUCAGUAGUGUCACAGCUCAUCCGCUGUUGCAAUGUCUCUUCAAGAAUGCAGUCUUCGAUCAAUGGUAAUCCUUCUCUUCCAAAUCCUUUUGGUGAUCCUAAUUUAUCACAACCUAUAAUGCCAAUUCAACAAAAUGUGGUAGACAUUUUAUUUGUGAGAACAAGUUAUGUGAAGAAAAUUAUUGAAGACUGCAGUAACUCUGACGAGACUGUCAAAUUGCUUCGCUUUUGCUGCUGGGAGAAUCCUCAAUUUUCAUCUACUGUCCUCAGUGAACUUCUUUGGCAGGUUGCAUAUUCCUAUACUUAUGAACUCCGGCCCUAUUUGGAUCUGCUUUUACAAAUCUUACUGAUUGAAGACUCCUGGCAGACUCACAGAAUUCAUAAUGCCCUUAAAGGAAUUCCAGAUGACCGAGAUGGGCUGUUUGACACAAUUCAGCGUUCUAAGAAUCACUAUCAAAAAAGAGCAUACCAGUGUAUAAAGUGUAUGGUGGCCCUCUUUAGCAGUUGUCCUGUUGCUUACCAAAUCCUGCAGGGCAAUGGGGAUCUUAAAAGGAAAUGGACCUGGGCAGUGGAGUGGCUUGGAGAUGAACUCGAAAGAAGACCAUACACUGGCAAUCCUCAGUACACUUACAACAAUUGGUCUCCUCCAGUGCAAAGCAAUGAAACAUCAAAUGGCUAUUUCUUGGAGAGAUCACAUAGCGCUAGGAUGACACUUGCAAAAGCUUGUGAACUCUGUCCUGAGGAGGAACCAGAUGACCAAGAUGCUCCAGAUGAGCAUGAAUCACCUCCACCAGAAGAUGCUCCAUUAUACCCCCAUUCCCCUGGAUCUCAGUAUCAGCAGAAUAACCAUGUGCAUGGACAGCCAUAUACAGGCCCAGCAGCACAUCACAUGAACAACCCUCAGAGAACUGGCCAACGAGCACAAGAAAAUUAUGAAGGCGGUGAAGAAGUGUCCCCACCUCAGACCAAGGAUCAGUGAAAUGCACAUAUUAACUGGUUCCAUCAAGACUGUGCGUGCACCCAGGCCUUACAGUCCAACUUUUUUCUGUGUCUGGCUAAUACUUCAAACUAGAAAAACUAUUCCUAAUCAACAUGGAGUGGAGAGUUUAUUCACUGUCUUAUCUGCAGAAAUUUGCUGUCAAUAUAUAACCCGCCUGCAGUGGAAAGUGUAUAGUGUUUUGUAAUAAAUGGCCUGAUGCUAAUGUGUAAAUGGCAAAGGUGUAUAUAGUAUAUUAAUGUUUGACUUGUAAUUCUUAAGCAAGAAACUUUUUUUCCUUGAUGAGACUCACAGAUCUACAAAACUACAUUCAUUUUCUUGUUAUACCCACUGCUCUCUGCAGCCAGUGUUGCCUACCUUGUGGCAGUUGAAUCACCUCCUUUACAAAAACAGAGUAAACAAACAUCAACAAAACAGCCCAUUCAUGUCACACCAAUAGUUUCGUGUUCAUUGUUUGCCACUGGAGUCAAUUUUACUAUGAGCAAUGUAAGGCUAACUACCUUUUGAUUUAUUUGGUUGAUGUGGAAAAUUGGUGAUGUACUAUGUUUCUAGUCUUUUUCAUUGCCUUUUUAUUCAGACGUUAGGUUAAUCACUUUGAAGCUAUAGAUAUGCUGUAACAUUUAGCAUGGCUUCACACAAGUUAGUGUAGCCAAUGAAGAAAUAUUACCAUAAUGACUGCAGUUGUCCUGACAUGGCAUCUGCAUUGCUCGGAGCUUUUCUUCUUAAACCCUAGAUUAUAAAAUACAGACUGAGGGAGAACUGUGGCAAGCAGGCAGUUCUCAAUUACACUUGCAUUCUUCUCAUGUUUGACAGUGUGAUCUCUGGGUAGAAUAAAGAACACUUAAACUUACCAACUUGGUAAUGGGAAUUUUGAAAGAUUUAAAACAAAUACACAAAAAUUUGCUUCACCAGGAUGCUGGCUGGAGCCUAGUAGUCUGUAUUUGGUGUGCUUGUUUCGUUCUCUGCUAGAGCUUACUAAGUGACUCUUUUCAAACUGUCCUUCUGCUGCAGAAGUCCUCAGAAUCCCACAAUCUUUGGGGUACCUCUGCACCAAGGUCUCUGGUUGAUUCUCUGCUCAGUCAAUUUUACUUGAAAGCAAAAAUUGUCCUAGCUCCUUUUCCAUUAUUCCAAAAAUUUUAACAUUCAAAGCAGGGUCUAAUUUUAAAAAUUACUGGUAGUUAAUAUAAUUGAGGAAUUAAAUUUUAGAAUAAACAAUUUGAAUAAAGAUAAAGGAAUCAGUUAAAACUGUAUUUCAGAGAAAAUUGGUGACUUGAAUAUGUGUAAUUUUUUUGGAACCUGUCUAAAACCAAAUACCCCUGCAAACAGAUACAGCCUACGCUAUUUAAAUAUUUUGCUGUUUUAUUUUAUAGAAAUUAUUUUGCUGAAUUUGCAAAUAGAAUUUGAUUUAAGAAUAACUUUUUGUCCUGUGGUGUGUUUGGGGGUUUUGGUAUUUUGUGUCUGUCUGUCUGUCUCUCUUUCCCCCCCUCUCCCUCCCUCCCUCUCUCCCUCCCUGUCUGUCUCUGUGUCUCUGUCUCUGUCUCUCUCUCUCUCUCUCUCUCUCUCUCUCUCAGGACUGCAUAUUUCAGAAAGCUAAUUUCUGUGCAUAGCAUGUGUAGACAUAACCUGCAGUGAAGAUUUUAGUCUCAGUAUGUUUUUGUGCACAGAAAGAUGGGGUCUUUGGCUCUUUACUAAAGACUUGGAGAACAGGAUGUUGACGCUGUAAAAGUUCCCUAACAAUCAAUCUUGUACUUUUUGUAUGUUUUUAUAUACAUGUGUAUUUAAUGAGCACAAGCUUGGUUGUAUUUUUUACGAUUCAGUUGAUAGGAAAAUGUUGAAAGGCUAUAGUUGGCAUUGAUCAAAGCAGAAGCAAAAUUGAACAUUAUGUUAUUUUGUGAUUUAAAAGGGGCAGUAUUUAAGAUAAAGGUUUAGGUAUCUUAUUUGCAGUAUUCCACAAUUCUGCUUCUAGGCUUCCUGUAAUUUUUUUUAGCAACUUUUGACACCAGAUAGAUUCUGUUUACAUCAGAAUUUGCUUUUGUUUCGGUUUUUGGAGCCUGGAGAUCCAGGGCCUGAAGUACUCCAGGCAAGUGCUCCUACCACUGAGCUGCACCUCCAGCCUGAAUUGAAGUUUGAGCAAAGGUUGUACAGUGUUUGCAAUUCCAACUGGAAAUUUUUAAAAGUUCUUCAAGUAGUGAAAUAGGUUAGCUUUGUUUGGACGAGUAACUGGUACUAGUUACGUUAUCUUACCAUCUGACAUGUGACUUUGGUAUUUUCUGCUUCUUAAGGAAAUUAUGAAAUACGCAAAACUUAGUGACUUUAGAUAAGAGAGAAAACUUGACAUUUUCAAAGGCUGUGAAUUUUUCUUGGAGGGAUUCUAUCCCCCCACCCCCGGUAGUUGCUUUGAGUGUAUAAGCCCACCAGUUCCAGAUGAGCGCUUAUGAGUCAUGGUUCCCUUCAUUUGAGGAAGAGUGGGGCUGUGUCAUGACCAGGAAUGAGGGAAGGUGAACAGAGUUAUUUUUGUUUGUUUGUGCAAAUUAUUUUCUAUAUUAACUCUUUAAGCAUUAAUGUAUUACCAGAAAUUUUAAGAUGCAUGUUAUUGUAAGAGCAACAUAGUGGUGAUUUUGAGGUCUUUCUCUAAAACAUAAGUGGCACAUUUUAAAUUUGAAGUCUUAAAGUGCCUAAAAGUUAUUUGAUUCUUUCAACUGAUUUCUUUUGAGCCCUAUGUUUUCUCCUCUAAAUGUUUGUUGCAGUCUUCGUUUGAAGAACUCCCACAUUUCUAAAUGGCAUGAUUACUCUAUUGAAGACAGUAGAAUCUAUUACCGUAAGACUGAAGAGAUUUUAUUGUGCAACUGUGUAAACUGGGGCUUUGCCCAGUCGGAUCUAAGUAUUUUUGUGUACAACUUCGUAAACACCAUAUUGCUGCUGUUUCUAAGCCCUCCACCUACCGAAUUCUCAUGUUCAGCAUUGCAGAGGCAGAAAUACAAGCAUAAUCCUAUAUGGGCUUUGUUUCUUUUUAUUUAUCUCCGUGAUGAUUUCCCAGCUUUUUUUUUUUUUGUCAGCUAUAAUUAUACAGACCUAGAAUUAUUCAAAUGUUUUCUAUUUUCAUGAUUAACUUUUAUUAGUGGACAAUAACAACUUAAGUCUUUAAUCCUCAUAUUGGUUAAAAAGAUGAGGAGCCUUUUUUAUUUGAAUUACUUUUGUAAAGGAAAGCAACAGUCUGAAUAUUCAGGUGACUACUUUGGCAUAGUUCUUCAGGUUUUUAUUAGUAUUUUUCCAGGUUAUGUUUUCCCAUUAACUAUUUUACUUUUUUGUGGUUAAUUUGGUGGAUAUAUCCUGCCUUAUUUAGAAUUUUAGAAAAUUGCCUUUUUGUGAAAAGUGCCCAGUUUUUAUUUCUAGUUUGAAGGUACGAGGACAUACAGCUGCUGAUAAAGGAAAACAGCACCCCUUUGCCCCAGCUUCUGUGUUACCAACAGAACCAUUCUCAGUACUGGUUUCAUUGUAGGGGCCAGCCAGAAUUGGUCCUACACCUACAUGAGUGUUGCAUAUUUGAAAAGGGUUUGGGUGUGAUAAAAAUCACUACAGAAGUGCUGAAUGUAUUAAGAACUCGCUGCCGAUUGUAUUUCUAACGAUUAUUUUGUGUUUGCAGAAGUAUGUAGCACUUGUCCUCCAAGCUUACCAGUGUGAGGGGGAAAGGUGAACCACAUUUUAAAGUCACUAAUGAGUGUGAUUUUUUUUUUUUUUUAGAAUUGGGAUUCUCAAAAGGAAAUUUCACCACCCAAAUCCCACAUACUUCUUAGCCUUUUACAAGCCAACAGACUGACAUAAAGAUUGUCCGCAGUUCGUAAGAUCUAGCACAUAUACAAAAAUAAAACUUUAUAAAUUAAAUUUGGGUUUUUCUUUCAUUUAUUAACGUAGGGUUUCUCCCUGUAUUGCUAGGUGACAUGCAAGGCAUCAAAUGUAUAUAGGCAUGUGCCGUAUCACCCAGCCACAUUUGGCCCUUUAAAUUUUUUAAGGGAGAUGUUUAUAGUAGGUCAUUUAUAGAUACAGCAUGUGUUAUAUCUAAGCAGCUCAACAUUGGUUCUUAAUUUUAAAUCUGAAAAGUCCCCUGUUUUGAGGGGUUGUUAGUGUGGAAAUUCAGUCUAACGUCAUCUGAAAUGCUGAAAUUCCUUUUCAUUGUCUGAAAAAAGUACAGUUGGCUUCUGCAGCGAUGCCUGUUGAUGUUUCCCUAAGGGUUACUGCUAAAGAAAGGUAUCCCAAAUAUUCCUUACAUUUGAUUUUACUGAAACACUGCCUACCUCUAGCUCAAGCUGGUCUGGAAUUCACUGUGACCCAGGGUGACCUCAGCCUCCCAAGCGCCAGGUUUACAGCUGAGUUUCUAGUUCAUCCUUCCUGCCCCACUUUUUUUUUUUAUUUUAAGCAGAAUCAGGGCAAAGUAUAGUAGUACAUGCCUAUGAACCUACCACUUAGGAGGAUCAGGAGUACUUAAAUUUGGGCUAAAGGCCCUAUCUCAAAACUCUUAACCAAAUCAAAUCCAAAAUUCUUGCCUUUUAGAAAACUAGUUGGCCCAUUUGUUUAAAUUUUAAGAACCAAUUGAGUAUCCCUUAGCUAAGUAUGUGGGACAAAAAGUGCUCAAAAUCAGGAACCUAGGGAGUUGCAUAUAUGGGAAUUGUGAAUGAGCCCCUAAUGUGAACACAAAUCAUGUGGCAUGCACAAUCUGAGAGUAGUUCCAUGUUGUGAUGGUCCCUUGUGUUUGACUUUGAGGUAUUUUGGGUUGAUUUUUGUUUUUUUCAAGGCAGAGUUCGUCUGUGUAGCCCUUGACUGUACUGGAACUCUUUUUGUAGAACAGGCUGGCCUUGAAUUCAGAAAUCUGCCUGCCUUUGUCUCCUAAAUGAUGGGAUUAAAAGCGUGCCACUACCA
This is a messenger RNA of Grammomys surdaster, 13007 nucleotides long. RefSeq names its product ubiquitin specific peptidase 9 X-linked (gene Usp9x). Lineage: Eukaryota; Metazoa; Chordata; Mammalia; Rodentia; Muridae. The transcript is spliced from 46 exons. Gene Ontology annotation, cellular component: cytosol; nucleus. Gene Ontology annotation, molecular function: cysteine-type endopeptidase activity; cysteine-type deubiquitinase activity. Gene Ontology annotation, biological process: protein deubiquitination; cell migration. The coding region runs from base 408 to 8075 and encodes 2555 amino acids. The record is from RefSeq and is a predicted model, not a curated record.